Messenger RNA from Necator americanus (New World hookworm), 639 nucleotides. RefSeq lists its product as uncharacterized. The transcript has a single exon. The record is from RefSeq and is a predicted model, not a curated record. Lineage: Eukaryota; Metazoa; Nematoda; Chromadorea; Rhabditida; Ancylostomatidae. The coding region runs from base 1 to 639 and encodes 212 amino acids.
AUGAAUAAGUGCGGUGAACAACAGCUGCUUCAUGCAAGAUCUACCAGCGUUCUACGAUGUGCUGCUGGAACAAGCAGGCCGUUCCCUGCCCAAGUAGGGGUUUAUCAGGGUUCAUCACUUUCACCCUUGCUGUUCAUACUGUGCAUGGACACGAUAACAAGGGAAUCCAGAAGCAGCAUCCGUGGACACUACUCUGCCGACGAUGUCAUGCUCGCGUCGAAGUCUCGAAAUGUUCUUCGAAAACAAGCCCAGUCUUGGAAGGAUCGGCUGCAGCAACAUGGGUUGCGCCUCAAUGUAUCAAAAACUGAGUACAUGGAGUGUGAACCAAGGAUAGAGAAUUGUUCAAUUCGUGUCGAUGGCACCGAAUUAAACAAGGUGGACUGUUUCAGGUACCUUGGAUCCAAAGUGACUUCCAGAGGCGACGUUGAUCAAGAUGGUCGAGCACGUGUUAAUGCGGCAAUAAUGAAAUGGAAAAUGGAAAUAUGUGCACGGUGCAACAAGAAAUUCCCUGUGCUACUGAAGUCGAAGAUCUGGAAGACGGUUGUGCGUCCUGUUGCGCCUCACGGAUGCGAGUGCUGGCCGACGACCAAAGCCUUGGAAAGAGUGUUGCUCGUCAUGAGGAUGCGGAAGUUGAGGUAG